CGGAAAUUGGAGACGUCAGGCUGCAGUUUGUUGCACGCUGUCAGAAAAGGUGUUAUGCGGUGUAAUGUAAUACGAUAAACCCUCAUCCUAUCGUGGAUUAGUUGUUGAAACUCAGAUAAAAAAAAAAAACCGAAAACUUCUUCAUUUGCGGUAUUUCUGGAGAAAGGUUAGAGCACCACAAAAGGCAAAGUUCAGGCAUGUCGUUACUUUCCACUGUUGAGCAAGCUAUUAAAUCGUACAAAACUGAACAAGCCCAGCUCGAUGUCAGUAUUCAGCUCUACAAAGAAAUCCUGCACCACUUAACACUGCAGCCUUUGGAGCAGUCGGAAUCAGGAGAUGUUGCUGCAGCAGAUACAGAUGCCUCACCAACGGAGAAUGAAGAUAUGGAACUGCUUGAGCAAGCACUGCAAAAAGCCCUUAUGGUUCGGACCGGCACGGAGCUUUCUGCAAGAGACGCUCAGAGAAACAAUCUAUCUGGAGCUCAUAAAGAAAAAGACGAAAACAUGGAUGGUCUGAAUUCCUCUACAGCACCGAAAGGAAGCAAAAAAACACUCAAACCAAUCUCUAAAUCUACCGGCCUCGGUAGAAAAGGGUUCAAACCAUCUGGGUUGUCAGCUUGCUCUACCCUGAGUUCAACACAUUCAACGAGUCACAAACCAAUAGAAUCCAAAGGAAGAUAUAAUAAAAAUGGAAUCCGAAACCAUUCCUCAUCAUCGAUUCAGGCUGUGCAUCACCAGGCCUCCAAGAAACGGCAACAGGUUGUCUCGGCAUCUGCUUCACCAGAACAAAUCACAAGCUCACUCUCCAAAAACAAGACAGUCAGCAGCAACAUGGGGAGAGACAAUGACCCAACCAAGGCUGCAUCAGUGUCUUGUUCGCACACAGAUGGGCCUGUAGCGAGUAAUUUACUUCUACAGAGUGGGCUGCAGUCUGACCAAGCAACAAAAUGGAAAUCUUUAAGGAGGAAACAAAACAGGUUGUGGGAAAAAGUGAGUGCACUACAAAGGAAACCGGUGCCCGGGAGGAGUCACUUCAUGGAGAGAAUGAGAGCUAUGUUUCCCAAGGAUUGGCCAUGUGGUAGUCCAGAUCAGACCAGGGCCCUGAUGGACAGACUGACUCACAAAGGGCUCAAGCUCGCACAGCACUACCGAGCAGAGGCGUUUCUUGCCAAGCAGGCACCAGAAAUGAACACAGCCCCGGCUGGAAGGCAGAAAAACAAAGACUCUUGUCUGCUUAUUGAAAAGUUGCAGUUGGAGUCAUCAGAGCUCCGGUUCUUUGCAGAUCAUGUGAAACAAGAGUGGAAAGCAUGGGAUCGAUGGAGGCCGGAAGGAGGCCGUCUUUGCCCCGCUGGGACAAACGAUGUGUCUGGAGAUGAGGUAACUUCACCUUUGCCCCUGACCGUAACCUAUACAACAGAAGCAGAGCUCAAAGAGUUGGAGAGGCUGCGGAUGAGUGUGGCUCUACUGCAGCAGGAGAUUUACCUCGAACAGGUUCUAUUGGAGAGUCUGUCCCCUCAGUUUUCAUCCAUGCUACCUGGACCUGGACGUUUCAGUCCCAGUGUGCUGAGAGAUGUGUAUUCCCUGCUGGGGGAAGGAGGGGAGCGCUUCCCGGCCAUUGUUCUGGACUCGGAACCAGAAUGACCACUGAGCAGGUUACACUGAGAUCUACUAGUCUAUAAGCUUAGCAACAGGUAGGAAUACAUGAGACACGUAACUUAAAUAAGAACACUAUGAAAGAAAAACAAUUCCCUGGUGUUGUAGUAUCCCUGAUUAUUAGCUGCAACAUUCUUUAUCAAUUCUGCUGUUGUAAAUGCUGAGCAUGUGUAAUUACUAAUUGAUUAAUUGAUAGUCAUCAGCCAAGCUGUGUAUGACCCGCAGUUACAUUUAGAAUGUUGCUUCUUUUUUUUUAAAUUGGGCUGUCAUUGUAUAUUUUAAUCCUUUGCUUUUGAUAUUGUUUCUGUUUGUGUAAUGACUCGAAUACAGUUUAUAAAAGGAAAAAGUCUCAGACUACCCCGAGUUGUUAUUUUAUAAACAAUAUUUAUU
Molecule: messenger RNA, 2042 nt
Organism: Cololabis saira (Pacific saury)
Lineage: Eukaryota; Metazoa; Chordata; Actinopteri; Beloniformes; Belonidae
Exons: 9
Coding region: 198-1640 (480 amino acids)
Source: RefSeq, a predicted model, not a curated record